AUGGACAGUCCAGGUUCCCAAGAACAUGUUGGUCACCUUUCCAGCGGCCUAUGUGCCCUGGAAGGACUUUGUAGCUCAAAAGGCUGCCGUCAUGGGAUACGAGGUCAAUGUAUGUCUCUCACAUCAUCCGACACCGUCGAGAAUAUACUAACCGAACAACAGGUCGCUGGCAACAUUGUGAAUGGCGUCUCGAUCGCAGCCCAGAUCAUUGUUCAGGAGUUCGCCAUGGAGAUCAACCAGGGCUACAUUGAGGAGAUCAACUUUGACGGCACCAUGAAGAUUCUGAACGGCCCCAUCAUUCGAAUCAACGACCCCAAUGCCGUCUUCUCGGCCGGCUAUUCCUCCCCCUUUAUGGUGGCCGAUGACAAGAGCCCUAGCGUUAGCUCAUUCUCUGGCUUCCCCAUGUGUGUCCCUCGGUCGUCCAACGACACACUUUGCCCAUCCUCGCAGCGGCCUGUUGUUACUGGCACCCCACGCAGAAUCUUUCAAGCCCCCGACCCGUUGGUCAUGGCUCCUUUCCUUCCUGGAGACUUUAUCAUGUACAGAGGCUUCCGCAACGCGCAUAACCAGCUCAUCUGCUUCGACAUUGUCGCCUGGAACGUUCAGAUCACCACGACAGGCAGCCCAGCUUACAUCAGAGUGGAAGAGACACUGGUUGGCGUGUACACUCCCAACACCAACGCCGAGGUGGCUGAAACACGGUUCAUCGGUUACACGAGUGAUCCCAGCGUCACCGUCUCCAUCAGCGCCAUUGAUAUCGAUCCCUGCACCGGCCAUGAAACCUACAGAUCUAUCGGUGUUGGACAGGCCCGUCCCGAAGAGGGUGGACGCAACAAGUGGAUCGCGCGCAUCGACGGGACCACCCCUUCCAUCUACACGCGUGAGUACCGCAUGGUUGCCUCUAGCGGGACUGUGGUCACCAGGAACGGAAUUGUAGCGGGCGAGUAUGUCGCUCCCAUUCUCGAGUGGAUUCAACCCGAGCUCCUCGUUCCCGGCAUCGAGCCCAUCAUCAACGAGUAUGCCGCCAUGUCCCAUCUGACUCGUGGUGUCGGUCCCGACGAGGAUGGCAACAUCUUUGGUCCCCUCGACCCCUUCCCCCAGUCCGGCGUCACCGUCUUCAACAUUUCGACUUGCGCCGGGCCGGUCACCCCUGGAGAACCGGGCGAGGGGGAGCCGCAGACAGCCAACCCCCGUAUCGAUGCCACGAUCCCCAUCUCUACCACCGGAAGCCAAGUUGCCACCGUUCCUCACACCAAGCGUCUCUACGUCCGUCACGAUGACACCUUUACCCUUCGCGGCUUCCAGGACAACAACAACAUGGGCAGCAACGACACCCUGACCUGGAGCUGGUCCGUGUUGACCGAUCAGUCUGCUGGAACCCAGUCCAACCUUGCCACUUUCACUCCUUCGUCUGACUCCAAGUUCAUCUCGGUUCGCUUUGCCAACUCUGCACCCACCGGGGAGUACGUGUUCCAGCUCGCCAUUUCGUCGGCAAACCACAACACCACGGGUAACUUCACCUACACCGUUUCGCUGUUCUCUGGGCCGGAUAUCGUGUCGGUUGAUGCCGUCACCUGGACGAGCGGCCAGAGUGGCACCAUCGGUGUCACUUGCAGCAGUUUGUAUCUGGUCGACUGGAAGGUCAACAUGCAGGUAACUUAUCCCGGUGAUAGGGGUACCACAACCAGCGCUAUGGCGGCAACUCCUCCCGGCAGUGGGUUGUGGUCCUUCUCCUCGAGACGGGUUGACCGGCCUGGCACUAUUACAUGCAGGAGUGCACUCAACGGACAGGCAACGCGAUCUGGGACCACGGCGAAGCGCGCGGUGCAGCUCAAGGCCUGA
Molecule: messenger RNA, 1842 nt
Organism: Podospora anserina S mat+
Lineage: Eukaryota; Fungi; Ascomycota; Sordariomycetes; Sordariales; Podosporaceae
Exons: 2
Coding region: 1-1842 (613 amino acids)
Source: RefSeq, a predicted model, not a curated record